UGGCAGGGAGUCAAUUUCCAGGAAAAGAUGCGGGGGUUGCAGCUCCUUGGCUCCGAGUGGCGCGGGGCAAAGGUGGCGGUAACUGGAGCUCUGGAUGCAUUUUCCUAGAAGCCUCCAGCGCUCCGCCACCUGUGCGGAGUCUGCCCCCUUGUUGGCGUCUCCGCUAGGAGAGUUUCCUCCUCCUAGCUUAGUCCCCGGGAGUGUGGGCGGCCCCAUUCCUGAGCGCUGAAACUCUGCCCCCCUCCCCCCGCUCGCCCUCCGCCUGCGGCACACCAACGAGCCUUUUCUUUGCCUCACUCACUUCCUUCCUCGGCUUCUUCCUCCCCAGUGCGUGGAAGAAGGCAACCAGCCCGCACCGACGCUGCCCCAGUUUUCUCGGAAAAAAACAGGAGGUAGAGAUAGGCAGCAAUGAAUGUGGAUCAUGAAGUUAAACUCUUAGUGGAGGAAAUUCAUCGUCUUGGUUCAAAAAAUGCUGAUGGAAAAUUAAGUGUGAAAUUUGGGGUUCUUUUCCAAGAUGACAAGUGUGCCAACCUCUUUGAAGCACUGGUAGGGACUCUCAAAGCGGCAAAGCGAAGGAAGAUUAUAACAUACUCAGGAGAGCUACUUUUGCAAGGUGUUCAUGAUGAUGUUGACAUUAUAUUGCUUCAAGAUUAAUGUGGUUUGCAUAGCUCUGUUUAUUGUAUUUUGUUUGUUUCUGGUAAACUGGAAUAUUAAGUCAAAGGACAAACAUAGGAACCUACUUAAUGUAUUUUUAUAGAACUUUAUAAACAAAACGAGACUCA
Messenger RNA from Dama dama (fallow deer), 782 nucleotides. It is a transcript of the gene ABRACL, whose product is annotated as ABRA C-terminal like. Lineage: Eukaryota; Metazoa; Chordata; Mammalia; Artiodactyla; Cervidae. Gene Ontology annotation, biological process: regulation of actin filament-based process. The transcript has 3 exons. The record is from RefSeq and is a predicted model, not a curated record. The coding region runs from base 409 to 654 and encodes 81 amino acids.